This is a messenger RNA of Ectocarpus sp. CCAP 1310/34, 1079 nucleotides long. The record is from the annotation of a GenBank genome assembly. Lineage: Eukaryota; Phaeophyceae; Ectocarpales; Ectocarpaceae.
AUGGCGCGGGGCACGCGUUCGUCGCUUCCGGUGGACGGAGACGGAGGCGCCCAGAGUCGGAGCAGGAGGAGGGUGGAAACAAGAAAGCAGGAGAGAGAGUAGCCGACAGCGACCACUGCUACCUACAUCCGCACUUGUCCCACACCAACGCCCAGUGCCUCAGCCUUCGCCAGACUAUUACCAGCAACAGCCGUACUACCCGCCUCCGACGUCGUACUACCAGCAGCAGCAGCCACCACCGCAGCCUCCGCCACCGCCGUCGUUUCAGCCGCAGCAGCAGCAGCAGCAACAGCAACACUUCACCCAUGCCCCGCCCCAGUCGCCUUCUCCCGGAGCAGCAGCUUUUCCGCCUGGGCAUCUGCACUCCCUGAUGGCACACUUUGUGUCCGCUGACGAGAUGAGUUCGCUUUCGGUUUCGAAUGAUGUAGGCAGUGUCGCAUGUGGUGAUCUUGGUUUUGCUUUGUCUGCCCAGAGUUGCGAUUACAGUCCUGGUAGGGAGGUAUUUUGGUCGGAUAGCGGUGCAAGCAACCAUUUUGUGAGUAACAGCUCCAAAAUGUACAACAUCUCGCCUGUUCCCCCCGGCAAAGAAUACAUCAGAGUAGGCAAUGGUGCUCAUUUGCGCGUGGAGUGUGUCGGUAGUGUCAAUCUGGCAUUCCAUAUGGCAGGAGGCCGCUCGGGAGAAGUGGAUUUUUGUGCCCAAUUGACAGACGUGUACGUGGUGCCAGGAAUUUCGUUCAACUUGUUCUCCCUGCACCAAACGCAGAAAAAGCACAGGAUAGUGUUGGAUGAGAGGGGUGUGCACCUUUUCGGCGGUCGGCUUAGUUUCGCAUAUUCGGAUAUCGGAUGCUCUCUAUCGGCCACCCGCUUGCCCCCCUCGUACCGCGACGGUGAUGUAAUCCCCUCUACCGUUGUCCCUCCCCCCGUUGUCCGCCAAGCCGUCUCCGCCUGGCGUUGGCACUGGCCUUUUCGCCCAAAACCCCCCUCCCCCUUCUCAAUUUUCAGGAUCGGGUGCAGGGUACGGUCCGAGUUCGAGCUUCCCGUCCAUCGGUACUGCCGGUGUUGUACCUUCGGCUUCGAGC